Cladocopium goreaui is the source of this 537-nucleotide messenger RNA. Lineage: Eukaryota; Dinophyceae; Suessiales; Symbiodiniaceae. The record is from the annotation of a GenBank genome assembly.
AUGUAUUUUCCAGGUGACUCCAGGAACUUCCGCACAGGAUUUGGCUUUAUCUCCCGGGACGAUCUGCCAAGCACUUCCGGACGUGGAGACGUCUUUCUCCAUUUUUCGGAUUUGGAGGCUGGCGUAACAAGUGGUGAUCUUGCAGUGGGCAUGCGUAUGAAGUUUAAAUGGGAGGCCUCUCGUGAUUCGCGCGGACCUGGCGGCCGCGCUCGCAUGGUUUCCUUUGAGGACCACAGCUCCCCAGCAUCUGUGACAACGCCUCCGCGCCGUGCUGCUCGCACGGGCCGUGUGUAUCGCAAGGAUCUUUUCCUGGCUGUGCAGCAGCAGUUGCAAACUGCCGGGGAAUAUGAAGAGCGCAGGCCAUUUGGCACACGCUCACUUCUUGGUCCCUUGCCUUCGAAGAUCGUGUUCCCUUUUACCAUCCAGCUGCCACAGUGGUAUUGGGACGCUGAAGAUGAGCGUGCUUUAGCGGAAGCCAAUGACGCCCAGCGAGUCCAGAUGAUGGAAGCACGUUUGGACACUUGGCGAGUUGCAUAA